This is a messenger RNA of Cottoperca gobio, 2644 nucleotides long. It is a transcript of the gene cdc14b, whose product is annotated as cell division cycle 14B. The transcript is spliced from 16 exons. Gene Ontology annotation, biological process: protein dephosphorylation. Lineage: Eukaryota; Metazoa; Chordata; Actinopteri; Perciformes; Bovichtidae. The record is from RefSeq and is a predicted model, not a curated record. The coding region runs from base 258 to 1913 and encodes 551 amino acids.
CCUGAUACGUCACAUGCAGGAGAUUCAGAAAGCAGAAACCUGCCCCUGCUCAAAGACGUCACCACCACGGGAGAGGCUGGAGCAGACAACGAGACCUCGGUUGACACCUUCACACAUACACAACAAACACAGUUCCAGAUUCUCAGAUCAUGCCAUAAUAACACUGCAACAAAACGGGGACAAGCCGCCGCACUGCGAAGCGAAGGAAGUCUGUUGCAGCUGCUCGGGAAUGUCCACCGUGCAGCCCUGAAGACAAAAUGAAGCGCAAGAGCGAGAGGAGACGAGCUGAGUCGAGGAAAAAGCGCUGUGCAGCUCACAACAGCACAGAGGUGGAGCCUACCUCCGAUAUUUACACUGAGAUAACAGAUCAACUGUAUUUCGCCAUACUAAAGCAAAAGAUCAAGAACACAGCUGAACGACACUGUUUCUGCAUAGAUGAAGAGCUGUCGUAUGAGAACUUCUAUGCGGACUUUGGUCCCCUUAACCUGGCCAUGUUUUAUCGCUUCUGUUGCAAGCUGACAAAGAAGCUCAAGUCCAUUACGCUGUUAAGGAAGAAGAUCAUAUUUUACACCUGUGGAGAUCAGAAGAAACAAGCCAACGCUGCCUACCUAAUCGGCUCAUAUGCAGUAAUGAAUCUAAACAUGAUGCCAGAGGAUGCCUACAGUCUGCUGGUGUCAAGGAAUUCAACAUAUAUUCCAUUCAGAGAUGCUUCAUUUGGAACCUGCAUGUACAAUCUGAACAUCCUUGAUUGCCUUCGUGGUGUUCACAAGGCUCUGCAGUACGGCUGGCUGGACUUCUCCAACUUUGAUGUGGAAGAAUAUGAGCACUAUGAGAGAGCAGAAAAUGGAGACCUAAACUGGAUAAUUCCAGGAAAGUUCCUCGCGUUCAGCGGGCCUCAUCCAAAGAGCAAAAUAGAAAAUGGGUACCCUUUGCAUGCUCCUGAGGCCUACAUCCCAUACUUCAGAAAUCAUAACAUCACCACUAUCAUCAGACUCAACAAGAAGAUGUAUGAUGCCAGGCGUUUCACAGAAUCUGGCUUUGAGCACCACGAUCUGUUCUUUGUGGAUGGGAGUACACCGACCGACGCUAUCGUCAGGAAGUUCCUCAACAUCUGUGAGAACGCAGAAGGAGCCAUUGCUGUCCACUGCAAAGCUGGUCUGGGCAGGACCGGCACUCUGAUUGGCUGUUAUAUGAUGAAACAUUACUGCCUGAGUGCUGCAGAGGCCAUUGCCUGGAUACGGAUCUGCCGACCAGGGUCCAUCAUUGGGCCUCAGCAGAACUUUGUUGAAGAUAAGCAGAACAGUCUGUGGGCAGAGGGGGAUGUUUUCCGGGGGAAGAUGCUGAACGAACAAGAGAAUGGCAAGACGGCUGUGACCAGGAUCCUGUCUGGUGUGGACGACAUAACCAUCAACGGGAGCAACAAGAACAGGGCAUCCAAGAAGGAAGAAAUGGACCUGUAUAAUGAUGAUGAGGAGGAGAGAAAUGGCCUCACACAGGGUGAUAAACUGCGAGCCCUAAAGAGCAAGAGGCAGGCCAGAUCGUCCUCAGGUUCACUAUCACAAGAAGAGAAUAAGAUUCACACCAGGUCAUCAUCACAAUCCCUAAGCAGGGUCAUAUUGCAGGCCAGUGUUCAGGGCGUCAACCCCUUGGCUCUGUCCGACCAUUCGGACAGCAGGAAGAGGACCAGAACCUCACUGCCAGCCAACGCAGUAGGAGGAAGCUCCCUGUGCCACACCAGACUGGUCAGGUCCCUAGGCAACUUGAAUGUAGUGGCUGGCGACAGGGACCCAAUGGGUUGGGAGCCAUGUGGCAGCCAUAGAGACACAGCCAGUGCCACAGCCAACACAGGCACUCUCAUCAACUUAAACAUGGCACAGGUCCACCUGCAGGCACACUGUCUCCAGAGGACGUAAAGCUCGUAGUUCUUUGCAAUCUAUUCGAUUUUCCAGGCUAUGUCAUUCCAUACCCAAAGCUAGAGCGCCUCUACUUCGGUGAGCCGGCAGAUCUGGGAAUCCAAGUUCUAUACAGCUGUACCAUUGAUUGAGGAAAAAGGUUGGACCACACUUUAGCCAACUUGAUGCGACAUGUAAAUCAUUUUAUAGAUUUGUUUUAUUACAAGUUAUUUUACCCGUAAUGCACUUUUGGUUUUAUAUUUUUAACAAAGCAUCAUGAAACACAUUUUUAAUCAUUGCCUGGUUGUUCCUACUUAUUGACGCAUGCUGUAGCAAACUGUCAUGUGAAUUUAAGAAAUAUCCUCAAAUGAGCACUGUGCAGCAAAUAUUCUGGUUUAUGAUGAGAUUCACAUUUAAGAUUUGGCCAGGAGUUUGACAACCUGCUCUUGGCCCCUUCAUGACACAAGGCUGUUUGCCUUGCAUGUAGUUUAAACAAUACUGUGCUCAUCUGUACCUCCAUUCAAUAUCUGGCUCACCAUUUACCUACUGUAUUUCAAGACUGUAAAUAUGUCAACAUUUGAUAUACUCAGUUUGUAUUUUUUAAAUAUUUUGUACUAUGUCAUGCUGGUCCUAACUGGGCUUUGUCCAACUCAUGUUCAUUGAAGCACAGAAUCAGAUUUUUACAUAUCUGGCUUUUAGUCUUUGUACAAUGUGCUUAAUAUACCAAGAUGAAAUAAACAGUUUCAAGUUGA